Molecule: messenger RNA, 1860 nt
Organism: Orbilia oligospora ATCC 24927
Lineage: Eukaryota; Fungi; Ascomycota; Orbiliomycetes; Orbiliales; Orbiliaceae
Exons: 5
Coding region: 1-1860 (619 amino acids)
Biological process (GO): DNA-templated transcription
Molecular function (GO): DNA binding; zinc ion binding
Source: RefSeq, a predicted model, not a curated record
AUGGUCAAGAAUAUCUCGUUGAACGAGCCUGACCCUACUCACAUGGUGGAUUACCGCAAACCAAUAUCGGGGGAUAAAUCAGCAGAAACACCGAGUUUUCGUUCGACGGGAUAUAGUGCCUCUUCGUCCGAUGGCAUGGCAAGUGGAUCCGUGUCCACGCCUGCACCACCAGCGUUUGAAGGCGACUCUUCCUUUGCUACUCAGACUGUAAUGGCUGGCGAGCUCAUUGCGAAACAAGGCCAAAAAUCUAAUGAGAUCCUAGACGCACUAAGUUCGCUAAAAGAAUUGAUGAAUACUUCAUCAGUGGGCGGCUUUUCGAAUGGGUUCGAUGAUUUGUAUUUCGAUCAAGACGAGAGGCCUAAGAGUCUCCCGGAAAUGGAACUGCUCCCAGCACAAUUCGUGAUAUCGGUUUUAAGAAAAUUAAAAGAAUACCCAUCCGUCCACUAUCUCGCAUACGCUAUGCGCGACCAGAUGGCCCUUGAGAAGAUCUGCCAGGCCGUCUACUUCCCGACCGAGCCUGUCUCACUUGGCCAGCUAACAACUAUGCAUGGUCUUCUAUUGUUUCUGCUCGAAGAAUAUAUCGCUCUCAAUGACCCCAUAUUAAGUGGCUGGGAUUCAUCUAAAUUUCUGAGACUUUGUGAAAAAAACCUACAUAUUGGCUGCCAGAAUUAUGAAAUUCUUGCAGUUCCUCAUGUCGAUAAUGUAAAAGCAUUGACACUCGGGGUUGUAUUUGCACAACUGUCUUCGAAGCCCCUCCUGGCAUGGACUUUGUGCUCUGCCGCUGCCCGACAUGUAUUCACCCUCGGAUACCAUCGCGAACGAUCGUUGAAGAGCGAUCCUCAAAACAUCGCUGACGAAAAGCGUCACCUUUUCUGGUCCUUGUACGGCGUAGACAAGAACCUUUCUUUAACCCUUGGCCGCGCUUCCAAUUUUCAGGACUUCGACAUCGACACCGAAUACUUCACCGUCUCUAGCGUCGAGGGUAUCGCACCAUGGGAUCACGCUUCAAUAGCUUUCGUCUCUUUGAGUCGUCUCCAAGGCAUGGUUUACGACCAACUGUACUCUGCGACGGCAUUGAAGAAAUCACAAGCUGAGCGGCACGCUCUGAUCGGCAACCUCGAUGCACAACUGAGACCUUGGCUCGAGCGAUGGCGAGAAGUCAUGUCCACUAUUGAAACCGCCUACUACUCCGAAUACUUCGAUCUAUUUUUCGGUCCCACGGAUAUAAUCUACUAUUCGGUUCAAACGACACUUCACCGUGCCGCCUCGAUGGGCGAGGGUGUACAUACCACGGAGAUUACAGCAGCGUGUUUCGAAGCUGCAACCAUGGGACUCCAUUGCCAUCUUAAAUUCCUCCCCAUCUUCAAGAAGAAGAUUGGAUCCAAUAAUAUGGACGCCUAUGUCUCCUGGGUUUUGUUAUAUACCUCAUUUACACCGCUUAUUGUCGUUUUCCUACAUUCUGUAGCUUCAAACGACCCCUCCGACGUAAAACUCCUCCACGAUUUCCUUGAUUCAAUCGAAACUAUUGCGCAUGUGACAAAGGACUCUGCUCGUCUUUUUGAAGUCACAAAAGUGUUUUGCCGUGUUGCCAAAGCACUUGUGGAUUCACAGAAUCACAAUCCUUUGGGGACUUAUUCACACCAGUCGAAUACACUACUUCUCCCACAAGAUCACAAUAUUGUGAAUAUUGCUGAGGGCAGAGGGGUUGAGCAACUACCAGAUAUCUUUAUGCAAGAUUUCGAAGGUGGAGGGUGGACUGAAGGAGAUGUGGAAGCUAUGAGUACUUUCUUUGGAAAUUGGAUGGGUAGUUCGGGGCCCAUUGUUGAUAUGUUGAAUUUGGAUUUCAGCAGCUGCUUCUAA